AUCACAGAUUUGCAUACUAAAACUGCUUCCACAUUCCUCAAGUGAGUCGAACAAACAAACCCGAGAGUUUUGUAAACCGCUUAUGUUACAAAUCUGUAACUAAAGAAGAAUUAAAGUUAACCAAAGAACAAAACUAUGGUUCAGACAUAAUGAUGCUAAUAGAGUUCGCAUAAUGAAGGUUUUAUGCAAUUACGAUUGCAUUGUGAAAGGUGCCAAUGAUCUCUCUAAAAUGGCCAUAGAUACGGAUUUGUUUAGACGAAUCUGAAAGAUAUGAACUCUGACUUUAAAAGCAUUCAAAAUGUCAUUAUCUGCUUUGGACGAAAAAGUCWCGAAAUACCAACCUUAUCCUGUACAUCUACUAGACGCUCUGAAAACACUUAAAUACAGCCCAAAACAAAUCCAACGUCCGAAGACAAUAACUGAGCCCAAAACCUCCUCGACUGGGGGUCGCCUGGGGCUGAAUUUUGCCCCUAAAGCUAAGGCAAGAUCUGAGAAAGCUACCGAUGUAUCUAAAAAGAGAAACGCUUUAAAACCUCCUUUUAUGCCCCUUGGAAAGACAAAGACUCAACAUAARCUGCACAGUUUAGAGUUAAUUCCAACAUUAAGAAAACUUGACUUGGAAUCAGAGAAGGAGAGAGAAAUUGAAAGAGUUAUGAAAAACUUAAAGCUUACCAACUUGAAGACAGCGAAUCACAGAGCAGCGACAACUUCUUCUAAGAAUARAGAGUCCAUAGGCGCUGACCGCGGAGGAAUGGACUUCACAUCUUCCUUAAUUGAAGGGCAUAAYCUGACUUUGAAGCAACUGAGAGAAUUCUGGAACGAAAUGCCGUCAUUUUUGAGCAUUCACGCCGCCAAUCUGAAGAGAAAAUACGGAAUAUUUGAGAAAGAUAGUAAUGACAUUGAUGAUAUAUGUAUUGAGAUUGUCGGUAAAUGGAAUCAGCCUACUGGAACUCUACUCCCUCGUAUUGGGAUUAAAACACCAASGAACUUGCGCGUAAUUCAAGAAGAAGCACACUAGAUCCUUCGUUGCAGCCGUUGACGUAAUCGCGUAC
This is a messenger RNA of Exaiptasia diaphana, 1052 nucleotides long. RefSeq lists its product as uncharacterized. Bases 299 to 1018 code for a protein of 239 amino acids. NCBI's taxonomy places the organism in Eukaryota, Metazoa, Cnidaria, Anthozoa, Actiniaria, Aiptasiidae. The transcript is spliced from 2 exons. The record is from RefSeq and is a predicted model, not a curated record.